Molecule: messenger RNA, 869 nt
Organism: Lobosporangium transversale
Lineage: Eukaryota; Fungi; Mortierellomycota; Mortierellomycetes; Mortierellales; Mortierellaceae
Product: ras family-domain-containing protein
Exons: 5
Coding region: 66-704 (212 amino acids)
Biological process (GO): ribosomal subunit export from nucleus; protein import into nucleus
Cellular component (GO): nucleus; cytoplasm
Molecular function (GO): GTPase activity; GTP binding
Source: RefSeq, a predicted model, not a curated record
UGAUUUGAUUUGCUCUCUCUUUCUCUCUCAAUCCACAUUCACUCUUCUGACAUCAAAAACACAUCAUGGCCGAAGUUCCUACUUUCAAACUUGUCCUUAUUGGAGAUGGUGGUACGGGAAAGACCACUUUCGUCAAGCGCCAUUUGACUGGUGAAUUCGAGAAGAAGUAUAUUGCCACUUUGGGUGUUGAAGUCCAUCCCUUGAGCUUCUCCACCAACUUUGGUAACAUCGUCUUCAACACUUGGGAUACUGCUGGUCAGGAGAAGUUCGGUGGUCUCCGUGAUGGUUACUACAUCAAUGGACAAUGCGGUAUCAUCAUGUUUGAUUUGACUUCCAGAAUCACCUACAGGAGCGUUCCCAAUUGGCAUCGUGAUCUUGUUCGUGUUUGCGAGAACAUCCCUAUUGUCCUCUGUGGAAACAAGGUCGACAUCAAGGAACGUAAGGUCAAGCCCAAAUCUAUUGAUUUCCAUCGCAAAAAGUCUCUUCAGUACUACGAUAUCUCAGCCAAGAGCAACUACAACUUUGAGAAGCCUUUCCUCUGGUUGGCUCGUAAGCUCUCAGGAAAUCCCGGAUUGGAGUUUGUUGCUUCCCCUGCCUUGGCUCCUGCUGAGGUCAGCAUCGAUGCUGCUCUUAUGCAACAGUACAAGCAAGAACUGGAUACUGCUGCUCAGAUGCCCCUUCCUGAGGAAGAUGAUGACCUGUAAAAAAAAAUACUUUUUGUAUCCCCAACUUUGUUUAGGACCUUCUAUUGAUUCCUUAGUAUACAUUUUACAUUAGUCGUUCUAAGUCCCUCCUUUUUUUCCGCCAACAACUAUUCUCCCUUCCCUACAUCCAGCCUUAGUUAUAGUCAAAUAAAAGAGAAAAAAAAA